UUGCCGGUAUUAUAAUAUUUUUAGCGUGAAGAAAAGUGUUUUAAAUAGAAAUUAGCGAACAAAAGUAACGGAAAAUCAUAUUCUUCAUUAAAAUAUUAAGAAUGAAUAAAUCAGAAGAACUUUGGAAUAUUGUAGUAAAAGAAGGGCUAAAUAAUUACAAUAACCGGAAGGAGCAACCGGAACUACAAACUCUUUUUUUAGUCGGAACUCCAAAAUCGGGAAAAACAACUCUAAUCCAUGCAUUUCUCGAUAAAGAUGAUGAACCUAAGGCUUCCCUUCCUGUUGAAUAUACAUAUAUUCGGAGAACCAAUAAGCAUAUGGUAAAAGAUAUAUGUUAUAUCUGGGAAGUAGACAUUACCAACAUUACUUUUGUCUCUCAAUUAACCAAGAGUGAGGGUUUGGAGAAGAUUUCUUUGCUGCUAGUGAUUGAUUUGUUGCACGUUCAGGAUCUUUGGAAUGCCUUUGAAACCGUUGAGUCAUUUAAGAAGAAUAUGGAGGCCGAAACGAAAACUAUUGUAAACUUUGGGAUUAUUGGUAUGAAAUACGAUUUAUUUGAGGAUUUAACAACGGAAAAAAAGCUGAUACUUUGUCGAAUUACUAAGCACUACGCUACAAUAUUAGAUGGUCAUUUGAUUUUUUGUGCCAAAAAGAACCGAACUACACUGAAGGUCGCAAAAGAUCUAUUUUCACACUUGGCAUUCACAACAAAGUUUAGCCAUCAACUCAGAUUCGACUUGAGCUCCCCUAUAAUUAUACCCAGAGGUGGAGAGAAUAAAAGUGAAAUAAACUAUUUACAUCACACAUUUGAGACUCAGUUUGCUCACAAGGUCAGUGAGAUUUUGAAUCAUUUUAAACCAACCACCGUGUUAAUUUUAAGCUCACACAUUGGGGAAAUGCAAAUAGAGGGUUGAAUUGUAUAGAUGCCAGUUGAUUUUUAUAGCUAAAUAAUCAUUUUUUAAUUAUUCAAGCCGAUUGUUACCAAACGGGAUGACGACGACCCUGCCGAAGAUCUAAAUUAUACAAAUGAUGUUAUCGAUAAGCGGCGGGAAAAAUGCCUUGAAGAAAGCGGAAAACCUUAAUUUGAGUUGAGGCAAC
Daphnia pulex (common water flea) is the source of this 1095-nucleotide messenger RNA. Its product is annotated as cytoplasmic dynein 2 light intermediate chain 1-like. The record is from RefSeq and is a predicted model, not a curated record. The transcript has 5 exons. Gene Ontology annotation, molecular function: dynein heavy chain binding. The coding region runs from base 102 to 911 and encodes 269 amino acids. Lineage: Eukaryota; Metazoa; Arthropoda; Branchiopoda; Diplostraca; Daphniidae. Gene Ontology annotation, cellular component: cytoplasmic dynein complex; axoneme; ciliary basal body. Gene Ontology annotation, biological process: intraciliary retrograde transport; intraciliary transport involved in cilium assembly.